Leishmania braziliensis MHOM/BR/75/M2904 is the source of this 4218-nucleotide messenger RNA. RefSeq names its product receptor-type adenylate cyclase b (gene RAC-B2). The transcript has a single exon. Bases 1 to 4218 code for a protein of 1405 amino acids. Gene Ontology annotation, biological process: cyclic nucleotide biosynthetic process; intracellular signal transduction. NCBI's taxonomy places the organism in Eukaryota, Euglenozoa, Kinetoplastea, Trypanosomatida, Trypanosomatidae. The record is from RefSeq and is a predicted model, not a curated record.
AUGCACGCGGGCACACCUCAUCCGCGCCGUAUUUGCGGGCGCGGCGCAGGUGGUGUGGCCGGCGGUCUGAAGCGGCUGCACACGUACCGACGCUCGCCACUCCUGGCUGCCGCUUUGCUGAUUGUCGGCGCGCUGACGCUCGCUGUGUUCACAGCGCCUACGGCGUGGGCUGCGGGUGCGGGCAUCUUGUCGGAAGAACCUGUGUACCUGCUGAACGCCAUGUACUCGAUGACGGACUACAUGGCGAGCUAUGCAGAGGCGCUGUGGCUGGGCAUCGACGCCGCACUCCACAACGCCGGCUACACUGCGGCUGGCGGCCGUCCCAUCAGGAUCAUCGACCCCGACCCGGAUGUGAACCGGGCGGACAUCGUAGCCGUGGUGACGAAGGCGCUGAAGGACUACCCGACGCUGCUUGGCGUGAUUGGGCCGUACUCUGACACGCGCCUUGCUGCAUUGCUGAGCAGCCCUGUGAUCCAGAGCAGCGGGCUGAUGCUCCUGGGCCCGUUCACGGGGUCGAGUGCAGUGCGCGCGUGGAACGAGAACGUGUACUUCAUGCGUGCGGAGCCACGUGCGGAGCUCCUGGCGAUCGUGAAGCACGUGGCCAACACAAUCCGCGGUCGCCGCACUGCGUUCAUGUACCUGACGGGCGUGGACUUUGGAGAACGCGAGUACGAGGAUAUUGUGGCGCUCAUGACGCCGCUGGGACUCGAGCCACCAGCACUGUACUCCGCGCCGCACUCGAUGACGGACUCUGCUGUGGACAUGACGGCCUUCGAUGCGAUGGCGAACACGUACCCGCAUGUGAUCAUUCUGUGGGGGAUGCCCGGGAGGCAGGUUGCGGAGUUCCUGCGGGUCGUGCUGACGGACCCGCGCACGUCGUCGGCGUACAUCAUGACGUGCUUCCCGCUGCAGAAGAUCGCGUUUCAGGUGUACUACGACCUUGCGAUGGCCGGGAAGCUGACGCCUGUGGACGGACAGCUCAUGUCGAGCGCCACAUCCUUUCCGCUGACACAGCCAAACACAACGCACAUUCCAGCGUUCCGUGCCGAGAUGGGGAAGUACAUGGAGCAGACCGGCCGCGUCGACGCGAGCCUGUGGGCUGACGAGGCAAAGGCUGUGCGGGAGUACGGCCCUUGGGGGCAUGAGCCACCGUCGUCGGACUCUGCCGCGGACGUGAGGAGGUUCUUCAACGAGCACCCGAACGCAGCGAACCUGAUGCUGACUGGAUGGAUUUUCGGCUCGGUGAUCAUGCAGACAUUUGCUGAGGAGGAGUGGAUCGUGGACAGGACUGCCUACCAAGGGUAUGUGUUCGAGCAGAGGCGCUACAUAAUUGGCGGGGACUAUGUGCUUGGCGACUACGGCGCUCCCUGCAACCCCGUUGCCGCGUUUCUCGGUGCUGUGUGCUACUGCAACCAGGGCGGGCGUGCGGCAAUUGUUUCGAAGCUUGACAGCGCUGUGUGGAACACCAUUGAGGAGUCCGGCUUCAACUACGUGCAGAACGACUGCUAUUCCUACACGAGCUUGCCGCGGCCACUGCACUUUCUGACGCUGGUCUUCACGGACGAUCCAACGCUCGCAGUGGCGGGGUUAGACUUGAACGUUGCCAUUUCAGCACUUGUCCGCUACCUGAAGUAUACAGAGCACCCGGUGAGUGUGACCACAUUGAACGUCCAGCGGACUACCGCACAGGCGCUGCUGGAUCAUCAACUGCUGAACUACACGGCGGACGUUGUAGCGGGAGCGAUAACGAAGGGCAUGAGGGUUGAUGGCUACUUGGUCCCUGCCCCCGUCUACCCCCGGCCACAUCUAGUGGAGCCGAUGCGGAACUACGUGUACCUGAUGCCAACGCUGGAGCAGCAGAUGUUCCUGCUGUACGAGAACCUUGCGACUCUGAGGCGUGUGACGUCGAUCGGCUCUGGCGUGCGUGUGGUUCUGCAUGGCUACGCCGAUGAUGAGGCGUCGAGCAUCACUGCUGUGCUGUACAGGUCUGCUGCGACGUUCAACUAUAACAACCCCUCUGUGGUCAUGGUGCCCUCCACGAAGACUGUGGGGAGUGCGCUUGUUCGCAGGCAGAUCAACUUUGUGCUCGCGGUGACGGCUGCGGAUGUCGCCGACGUUGUGGACUUUCUGAUCGCGGACAAGUCUGCGAUUGUCGUGGUGGUCUUCGAUGACUUGGCGCUUCAUUACACCGCGCUUGUCACUGCCCUCUCGUCGACGCCAGCGUCUGUGCAGGCGCGUGUGAUCACGUUCACUAACCUGCCGCUCUGGAGCGAUACCUCGAGCAGCGCGCAUGACGCGUCUCCUAUGCUGCAGGUGUUUCAUGGUGCGCUGCCGGACCCUUCUCAGCACACUCCCAGUUUUCUGAGAGCGUGCGUAACUGCACUUGUGCCUUUCAAACUCAUCAGAACUGUGAAAUCCAUGAGAGAAGCCACACUGGCAGACGCGCUGUACUUCAACGGUAUUACGACAAGGUACGGCAUGGCCUUUGGGAUUUUUGAGUGGGGCUGCACCACGACGGCGAGCGGUGAUGACUGCUUGCAACACAACUACGGCGCGCAGAGCAUUGUGAUGCUCUCCGUGCAGAGGAUGCUGGACCCGCGCGUGCCGCCGCUGACGGCUCCGAUGACGCCGUCCUUGGUGUACAGGCCUCGCGUGGCGUCGAGUGCGCUGACGCCUGCGGAGCGCAACGGCAUCAUUGCCGGCGUCGUGCUGCUUGUUGUCGCGUCGAUUGCAGCUGUUGGGCUGCUCCUGUACUGCUGCAUGGACAACCGGGACAACGACGCGGCGCCGAAGGACGGUGACGAGCCGGUGACGCUGGUCUUCACGGACAUCGAGAGCAGCACUGCGCUGUGGGCCGUGCUGCCGCAGCUGAUGGCUGACGCGAUUGUGGCGCACCACCGCGUGAUCCGGCAGCUGAUCGCGAAGCACGGGUGCUACGAGGUGAAGACGGUCGGCGACUCGUUCAUGAUUGCGUGCAAGAGCGCGCACAGCGCUGUGAGGCUUGCGUGCGAGAUCCAGACGAAGCUGCUGGGGCACGACUGGGGGACGGUGUCCAUCGACGCUGCGUACCGCGAGUUCGAGCUUGCGCGCGCGGACGCUGAUGACGACUACGUGCCGCCGACUGCGCGGCUGAGCGAGGAGGAGUACGCCGCGGUGUGGUGCGGGCUGCGCGUGCGUGUGGGGGUCCACACCGGGCUGUGCGACAUCCGGUACGACGAGGUGACGAAGGGGUACGACUACUACGGCGACGCGCCGAACAUGGCUGCACGCACGGAGGCUGUUGCGAAUGGCGGGCAGGUUGUCGCGACGGAGACGGCGUGGUGGGCGCUGUCGAACGAGGAGCGCGCGGGUGCUGCGCACACCGCGAUGGGACGGCAGGGGCUGCGCGGUGUGCCGUUCGCGGUGGAGAUGUUCCAGAUGGACGCUGUGCCUGGGCGCCGUCACGCUGCGCUGCGCACGGAGAUCGAGGCGAUCCUGCCGGACGAGACGGCGACGGAGACGGCCUCGAGUGCUGCUGGUGCGCUGCUGUCGUCUGUGGGCACGAUGAGCGGCCCUGCUGCUGGCAUCGCCUUGGUGCUGACGAGCUGCUUUGCGCCGUACCCCGUAGCGCAGCGCGUGCGCGAGCUGCAGCCGCUGCUGAGCAAGUGGGGCGUUGGUGCGCCGCCGCGGAGCCGUGCUGUGAGCGAGGAGGACUACUGCCAGGGGCUGAUGAACCGCCUAGCGCUUCGGAUUGCGACGGUGUCGCAGGCCCGCCAGCGGAUGGGCAACGGCGGGGCCGUGGUGGCGGGCGACAUGCCGGACGUUGGCGCUGGUGGGGCGCUGAACCCGCUUGUGGGCGGGGGUGGCUGUGGCGCGGGCGGCGCGGCGCCGCGGCCUUCGGGGAUGACAGCGCCGCCGCGCUCCGAGGAGCCGUCCGCGAUGCGCGAGUCACGCUUGUUCCGGAGGGCGCCGCUGGGGGUGCUUCCGGCCUCGAGGGCGCCGGCGAGCAAGAAGGAGAGCUGCAGCGCGAGCACGAUUGGGUGGCGGGAUGACGUGAUGCCGUUCACCGGUCCCGCGUCACGGCGCGCAUCAGAGGAGCGCAAUGCGCGCAGGGCGAGCGGGAGCAUGUCUGACGAGGUGAUCGUCGUGCGAAUGCCGAGGGGCCUCGGGUGGCCCCGCCACCCCAACAUGGUGGAGCCGUGUUCGGGGCAUGCGGGCGGUGAGGCUAGCCUGGAGUAG